Messenger RNA from Blepharisma stoltei, 936 nucleotides. NCBI's taxonomy places the organism in Eukaryota, Ciliophora, Heterotrichea, Heterotrichida, Blepharismidae. The record is from the annotation of a GenBank genome assembly.
AUGAGUUGAAAGUAUACAUUGGAUUUAUUAGAGUCAUAUACUUUUGAGUGCAUACAUGUUCAUCAAAAUCAUAAUCAUAAAGGAAUUCCGCAAGAUCAGUGUGAUAAUUUAAUUGAAUGCGAAAUAUUGCCAAAUAGCAUCAAAGAACAAGCGAUCCAAUAUUAUAUUGAAGGAUUUACAAUUAGGCAGAUACAGUCUAUGCUAAGCGCAAAUGAUGAUUUUAAGAUAUCAAUAGAGAAAUUAUACAAUGUUGUAGAAUAUUAUGCAAAAACUCAUUCGGAAAAUUUCACCUUUGAUAGAAUAAUAUCAAGCGAAUGUCAUCAUACAAAUGCAAUAAUUGAAUUUGAUAGAGCCUUAAUGAGAUUUUUUAUUACAGAUUUAUCAAGAAUAGAGAUGUGACAAAAAUUACAAGAUGUGAUACUUAUAGACAGUACAUAUAAGGUUCAUGAAAGUUUUAGAUCUGCAGUAUUUAUUUUAACUGUAGAUCCAUAUGGAUCUAACUAUGUGCUAGCAAUGGCACUUACAAAAAAAGAAACUGAAAACAACUAUUCAUGAAUAUUUAUGAAUUUUCUAAAACAUUUUCAGAGUCCACAAGUAAUUUUUGUGGAUCGCAACCAAGCACAGUAUAAUGCUCUUAGUGAUAAGUUUAGAAACUCAAAGAUAAUUUUUUGUUUAUGGCAUAUUCAAAGGAAUCUUAUAACAUACUUGACUCCUUUACAUAUUAGCUGAUCAGAAUUUAAAAAAUAUUGAUACACUCUAUAUCACUCUCAAGAUGCUAAAACAUUUAAUAUAAAUUGAAGUUCUAUAAUACACAUAAUGGAAAUAGGCUGAUUUUUGUUUUUAAAGAACCCAUGGGUUAAAACGGUGCCUAUGCAUCGUUAUAAUUAAUGAUGAAUGAUGAUGAUUACUUUCUGGAAUUACAGUGCUAAUUGAUAG